Messenger RNA from Trichoplusia ni (cabbage looper), 1816 nucleotides. Its product is annotated as sugar transporter ERD6-like 1. Gene Ontology annotation, biological process: transmembrane transport. The record is from RefSeq and is a predicted model, not a curated record. Bases 224 to 1630 code for a protein of 468 amino acids. Gene Ontology annotation, molecular function: transmembrane transporter activity. Gene Ontology annotation, cellular component: membrane. Lineage: Eukaryota; Metazoa; Arthropoda; Insecta; Lepidoptera; Noctuidae. The transcript has 3 exons.
UAAUGUUUUUAUGUAAUUUAUUGUAAAAGUAUCUUGGUUUUGAUAUUUAAGUUCUAGAAUCAAGCGAAGUGUAUUUUAUUUUUUUCUUAAUUUUUCACUAAAAGGUCUUUACGAUAAGUAUUUAUGUACAAGAGUCUUAUGUUUCUUUGCCAGACAUAAUUAAAAAUUCGCUGUAGUUAUUUAAGACUAUUUUUUGUUAUUAUUGGAGACUUAAACAUACCUUAUGUUGCCACCGCUUAUGAAACAGUUUCUAGUGGCGGGCUCCACGCAUCUAGCAGCCUUUUCUGCAGGCGGCGUGGUCGGUUACCCCGGCGUGCUACUCCAUCAGUUGAAAGCCAAUGACAGCAUCAUUCAACUCGACUUGCACAAUGGAUCCUGGAUUGGUUCGGUUCACGGCAUAGCGGGAUUACCAAGUAUUUUUCUGCCAUUCCUCAUGCAAUACCGAGGCAGAAAAAUAGUCUUCAUGCUCAGCUGCAUCUUUAUAAUCAUGGGCUGGACAUUGACGUACACAGCUCAAGGUGUAAUGACCUUGAUCAUCGCGGAAUGCUUCCAUGGUUUAGGCACUAACAGCCUGUUAGCCGUUAGCUUCCUCAGCGUUUCUGAAAUGGUUCGACCCAAAUACAGAAACUUAUGUCUAGUACUCUACAGUACAUAUCAAAUUUUCGGCAUUUCUUUAGUGAGUAUUUUAGGGGGAUAUUUGCAUUGGAAGACGGUUGGAUUUGUCAUGGGAUCACCCGUCUUAUUAGCUUUAGUGUUAGGUUUUAUGUGGCCCGAAUCCCCAUCAUGGCUCGCAUAUAAAGGAAGACUGAGAGAAUGUGAAAUGGUUUUCAAAAGCUUGCGAGGUACUGACGAAGAAUCCAAAAUAGAAUUGAUGGCGCUUCUCAACUCUCCAGAAAUCAAUAAGCCAGCUCGAAGAAGGAAUUUCGAAGACUUAAAGACAAUGGUGACUAGUAGAACGUUUUAUUUACCAACUAUGCACACUUUCUUGUUAAUCAAUGUCUUGUAUUGGGGUGGGUGUAUGUCUGUUAUUGUGUAUGGAAAUGACAUGAUCGUCAAGACUUCGGGAAAGCAUAACGGACAGAUCAAACUCAUCAUGGACAUUAUGAUUUGUGUCGGGUACAACCUAUCAGCUGUUUUAGUCCGGUACUUCAGCAGCAAAAACGUUAUGUUGUUCAGUAUGUCAGGUUCAGCUGUUUUUAUGACGUCAGCGGGUAUUGUGACGUAUUUGCAGGAUCUUGGGUCAGUGUCAAAGGAUUCUGAAUUGGGCUCGUAUUUUUUAGUCGGUUUUACGACCUUUUUUAGUUUGGGAGCCGUUGGUAUUGGGUUUUCUACUGCAAGUGUGAUUAUUCCAGUCAAGUAUAGAGGUAUAUUGGGUUGUUUAUUUGUAAUUUUUACUUGCAUCCUCCACUCAUCUGCUUUGAAAGCUUACCCUUAUUUGUGUUUAUACAUUAAUAUAUGGGGUGUGUUUUUUAUUUACGCGGUCUAUUGGAUUUUUUCCAUAGUUUGUAUAUGGAUGUUUGUACCGGAUACUUCGAAUAGGACUUUAAAAGAAAUUGAAGAUUUUUAUGCGAAUGGUUAUUUUACGAAGAGGAACUUAGAAGAAACAGUAAAUGUACCUUUUAUGAAAUGAAAUAUGAAUUGUUUAAUUACAAUGGAGGGUGUAUUGUAUUUCCAUGGGCCUUGGUCUUAAAUCAUGUAUUACUUAGAGACGUGCUUGGAUAGUAUCUAAACAUGAACUAAAAACUGUUUGUUAUUAUUUAUUUAUGUUUUAAGAUUGGACUUGGAUUAGUUAUUUGAAUAAAAAAAUAAAGGUUAU